CUGGUGGUGGUGUCAUGGUGUGGGGGAGAUUUUCUUGGUAUCCACAGUUCAGGCUGGUGGUGGUGUCAUGGUGUGGAGGAUCCAUCCUGCCUUGUAUCAACGGUUCAGGCUGGUGGUGGUGGUGUCAUGGUGUUAGGAAUGGACUGGCCAGCAAUGGUGGGACUCACCUGCCUUUUGAUCUGCAGUACCAGGGCUGGCCAGCGGGUGCUCCCAGCAAUCAGAGACUCAACCUUUCAGCCAGCUAACACCUGGAACUGAUGAUACUGGUGUAUUUAAGGGAUGGCCAGACUUGCAGACUCUGCCUUGGUGUUGUGUUUGUCCUGGGCCCUGUAUCUGUCCUGCAUCCUGUUUCUGUUCCUUUGCUGACCCUGCCUGAUCUGAACUGCUGCUGACUUCUCCUGCUCUGAUCCUGGCUUGUGACCCUGACCACCCCUCUGUCUGACCCUCUGUACCUCGCUGCUUGCUACCUGCUGAACCUGGCCUGUGACCCCGACCAU
Molecule: messenger RNA, 497 nt
Organism: Staurois parvus
Lineage: Eukaryota; Metazoa; Chordata; Amphibia; Anura; Ranidae
Source: the annotation of a GenBank genome assembly